GGGAGGAGGAGGAGGAGGAGGAGGAGGCGGCGGCGGUGUCGCCAUCGCCAUGAGCGCUCCCGGCCCCCAUCCCGACCCCGCCGCCGGCUCCAGCCUCGGCCCGCUGCUCCACACCCUGCAGGACCCCGCCGCGCCACCGGGAGAGCUGACGGACGCGCACCUCACCGUCGUCAGUCGCUUGAGUGGUGAAGGAGCCAAAGCAUUCACUGCAGAUUUCAGGAAACACUUCCCUCAACUCUGCAAGGUGUUCAAGGCACACAUUUCCAGUCCAAACUUGGAGCUCAGUAAUGCAGCAUUGCAGGCCUUGGGCUUCUGCACUUUUAAUUCAAACAACACAGCUGAAUUAUCUGGCUCUGAAAUGCAGGACUUGCUGGCAGCAGUGAACAGCGUGGCUGUGAAAUCCUCAGACAAGAACACUCGCACUCGGGCACUUUGGGUCAUCUCCAAGCAGGCAUUUCCUCCAGAAGUUGUCAAAAAGGAGGUGUCCAAUAUUCUCUCCACCCUGGAAACAAUCCUGACUAAAGGAGAAGUGCAGUCAGUUGUGGUUGAAUAUGAAGCACUGAAUGUCAUUAUACGCUUAAUGGAGCAAGUUCCAGCCCAGAUGGGAGAAGAGGCUGUGAGGUGGGCAAAGCUGAUCAUCCCUCUGGUUGUCCACUCAGCUCACAAAGUGCAGUUAAGAGGUGCCACUGCCCUGGAGAUGGGGAUGCCACUGCUCCUGCAGAAGCAGCAGGAGGUGGCAGCUGUCACCGAGCACCUGAUGACCACAAAAUUAAUUUCCGAACUUCAGAAACUCUUUUCUUCCAAAAACGAGACCUUCGUGUUAAAACUGUGGCCCCUGUUUGUCAGAUUGCUUGGAAAGACUCUGCAUCGCAGCGGCAGCUUCAUCAACUCCCUGCUGCAGCUGGAGGAGCUGGGCUUCCGCAGUGGCUCCCCUGUGGUGAAGAAAAUUGCCUUCAUUGCAUGGAAGAGCCUCAUUGAUAAUUUUGCUCUAAAUCCAGACAUCCUGUGCAGUGCUAAGAGGCUGAAACUGCUGAUGCAGCCCCUGAGCUCCAUCCACGUGAGGACAGAGGCUCUGGCCCUGACCAAGCUAGAAGUGUGGUGGUAUUUGCUGAUGAGACUGGGACCUCACCUGCCCUCCAACUUUGAACAGGUUUGUGUGCCAUUAAUCCAAAGCACCCUGAGUGUGGAUCCUGCUGCUGCAUUCCCAGGAACGCCCUCGCGGCCAAACAACCCCAGCCUGGGCUCAGCACCCUCUGGGCAGAAAUCAGGUCCUUUCCUGUUUGUGAGCCCGGGCACACCCAGGAUGGGCCUGAACAGCAGCACAGCAGGAGUGCUGCUCUUCCCUUCCAUCCAGCUCCUGGGCAUGGAAAUGCUGCUCCACUUCCUCAUGGGACCACAAGUUGUGGAUUUUGCUAAGCAAAACAAGCUCGUGCUUAGCUUAGAGCCUCUCCAGUACCCACUGAUCAGUAGCCCUUCUUUUUUUUGUAAGCAUGCCAGCACUCUGAUAAAUGCUGUUCAGGAUGGCUUUAUUGCAAUUGGAAAAGAAGUUCCUGAUUGUUUGCUGAAUGUUAUCUGGAAGGACAUAAAUGGAUAUGUGAAAACAGCAAUUGAAGCAGGAAAUAAGAAAGAGAAGCAAGGUUCAGAAAUACUGACCAUGUUACUGCAGGCCUUAAAAAACACUGUGAGAUCCAAUUCCCUGCCCGUGCAGAAAAUCCUGUCACUCAUUGAAAUCACUGUCAAGGAGUUGCCUCCAAAAGUAUUGGGAUCCCCAGCUUAUCAGGUUGCUGAUAUGGAUCUUUUAAAUGGCACUCCAGCUCUGUUCCUGAUCCAGCUGCCCUUCCACAACAAUCUCCUGGAAUGCUGUGUGACAGAUGAGAGAUUCUUUGGGAUCCUGGAAUCCCUGGUGGGUGCUGCCCUGUCUGGGCCCACCUCUGCCCUGGCGUUCAGUGAGUCUGUGCUGGGUGUCAUUGAUCAGAGUGCAGAGCAGGUGGGCAACAAGGAGCACCUCUGGAGAAUGUGGAGUAUUGUUGUUCAUCCUCUGACUGAGUGGAUUAAUCAGAAUAAUGAGGUGAACCAGGGGGAUGCCCUGGAACACAACUUCAGUGCUGUCUACAGUGCUUUGUUGCUGCCAGUAUCCCACAUUUUCCCCACUCAGGGAUUCCCACAGCCAACUCUGAAAUCCUUGCUGCGCUCUUGGUCUGACCUGUAUCGAGCUUUUGCUCGCUGCGCUGCUCUGGUGGCAACAGCAGAAGAAAACCUGUGCUGUGAAGAACUUUGUGCCAAAAUAAUAUCUGGGCUAGAAGGUGAAACUCCAGUAGUGUUUCCCAUGCUGGAAGGUCUCACCCACCUUGUGUCAGUCAUGGUUGACUGCAUCAACUUUGCACCCUAUGGCACUAAAUUCCAGCCCAAAAACAGAUCUCCGCAGACUCCCACGGACUGGGCUAAGAAGAAGAAGGAGCCCCUUGGCAAGCUGAGCUCUCUGUUCAAGCUGCUGCUGCUGCUGCUGAACUCGUUCCACGAGCUGGGCAGCUCGGAGCUGCAGGCAGAGCCCCUGGGGCUGUCCCUGCUGGCCGCCCUGCACGCCCUGGUCACCCACAUCUCGCUGCCCUCCCUCCUCGGCACCACCCUGGCCACCUUCUCCCAGCCCUUGGCAGUCUUCUAUGAGAAAACCAAGCUCCCUGAGGUACCCAAAGUCUACAGCAACCUGAACAACAAGUUGGAGAAGCUGCUGGCAGAGAUCCUGCAGUGCCUGCAGUGCCACUGCCCGGGCUCCUGUGACUCUGAGCUCCUGCAGCAGCUCAGCCCCAUGCUGUGCGUGGCCUUCCAGCACAGGAGCAAACAGAUCCGCCAGCAGAGCGCCCAGCUCUGGAACUGCACCUUUGCCAAGGCCUCCUCCCUCACCUACCCUGAGCAACUCAAGUCUGUGUUAAGCCAAGCCAAAAAGAAAAUCCCUCUGCUGCUGCCUGGUUUUGAAAGCAUUGAGUUGUCUGAGGAGUGCAGUGGCCCCUUCUCUGACCUGAUGGAGAAUUCCCAGCUGGAUACAAAGAUCAGUGGGAUGGAGGUGAAGGUGGGACAGAAACGAGAUUCAAUUCUGGCACAGACGAGUGAACCCAAAAGUGAUGGCAAAGACAAGUCCAGCAACGUGCAAGCAACACCUGCCAAGUUAAAAUUAGAAUUUUCAUCUCCUAAGACAACAAGUGAGACACUUCUGGAAGAGGAGAAAUCUGUUGAUUUUGUGUUCAUUCCUCCAGAAACAAAACCAAGAAUAUUGACAGAACAUCAGAAAGAAGUGCUUAGGUCAAAGAGAGCUGACAUUCCUGCCAUGUACAACAACCUGGAUGUCUCCCAGGACACCACCUCAUUUUCCCAGUACAGCCAGAGCCAGGAAGAUUCUUUGGAAAUGCCACCUGCAGUAGAAAAUGCCAAAGAAGACACUGCAAACCAACCUCAGGAGGAAAAUGUGGGGAGUGAAGAAUGUGGCUCAGAGGAGAGCCCAGCCUGCAGCAGCGAGGGGGAGGCCAAAAAGGAGACAGCCGAGGUGAUCCCAGAGGAGACAGCCCAGGUGAUCCCAGAGGAGACAGCCCAGAUGAUCCCAGAGGAGACAACCCAGGUGAUCCCAGAGGAGACAGCCCAGAUGAUCCCAGAGGAGACAGCCCAGGUGAUCCCAGAGGAGACAGUCCAGGUGAUCCCAGAGGAGACAGCCCAGAUGAUCCCAGAGGAGACAGCCCAGAUGAUCCCAGAGGAGACAGCUGAGAUGAUCCCAGAGGAGACAGCCCAGAUGAUCCCAGAGGAGACAGCCGAGGUGAUCCCAGAGGAGACAGCCGAGAUGAUCUCAGAGGAGACAGCCGAGAUGAUCCCAGAGGAAACAUCUGCUGCAGAGGGAUUGGAGACAAGUUCUGUGGAAGCAGCUGCCCAGGAGGCCUCAGCAGGGCAGGAGGACACCUCAGAUGUCACCAGCAGCUCAGCCUCCAGUGACAUCAUCUCUGGCACCCCCCAGCCCGUGAGCCGGCGCCAGUCCUUCAUCACCCUGGAGAAAUUCGGGGCUGCAGAGAGCAGAGCCUUCAGCCCAGCCCCGCUGAGCUCCGUGCCAGAGCUGCCUGGGAGUGCUCCUGAGGCAGCCACGCAGGAGAGCAGCAGUGGCAGCAAGGCUGCUGCUAAGGCAGAGAAAUCUGGAGAGGAGGAGAAAAACCCCCCGAAAGCCGAGCCCGCCGCGGGAGCUGCACUCACCCGCAGGGUGACGCGGCGGCAGAGCCGGCUGGAGCUGCAGGGCAGCAAAUCCAGACUGCUGAGCAGGGCAGAGGAGUCCCUGGCCCCUGACAGCCUGGAGAGCAGUGCUGAGCUGGGCUCUGCAGGGGAGGAUGUGGAUCACGUCCUGCACAGCCACUCCCGGGCGCUGCUCUCCUCGGAGGCAGACAUCCAAAAUGCCGAGGUUGCCAUCGCAGAAUUGGACAAGGCCCGGAGGCUGGACACGGACUCGAAGGAAAACACCCCCCCAGAGAGCAGCAGCUGCUCUGAGCAGGCCCCAGGGGAUGACAGCCAGGUGCCACAAGUGUCCCCUCACCAGAAGCAGCUGCGGCGCUCCUCCAGGAGACGGUCGGACGCUGCGGAGAGCCCCUCGGGCAGCCAGGAGAAGGAGGAUGGGCUCCCCAAGAGAGACAGGAGGAAAGAGGAGGAGAAAGCUGGGCAGAAGAGGCUGUCCCAGGGGAAAGGUGAUGGAUCCCAAAAGCAGAAAGGAAUUCCUGGCAAAACGACAGAAAGCACAAAAGCGAGCAGCCAGCCUGAGAGAGGGGCAGAGGACUGGAGCUCCAAGGACUCUCCUGCUUGCAGGGGCCUGGAUGAGGAGGGCAGCAGGGCUGCCAGGAGGGCAGAGGAUUCCCCCAGGCCAGAGGGGGAAGCUCAGGGCAGCCUCAGCUCAGCAGGGCAGAAGGUGGAACGCCCACGCUACCACACCAGGAGAUCUUCCCAAGGGUUGCUGUCCAGCAUAGAAAACUCCGAGGCUGACAGCUCUGAGGGCAAGGAGGAGAGCACAAAGAAGAGAAAAACCAUGAAAUUGAGGAGCAGAAGCAAUUCUCUUGAAGGUAAAUUGAAAGAGGGACAGGCAGGGAGCCAGAGCCUUGAGGGAUCUGCCCAGGGAGACGAAACUAAGAGUCCCCUGGAGGCCACUAAAGGUGAGCCUGAGGUCAGCACAGGUGCUGCAGUGCCAGCUGAGCCAGGUGGCCUGGAAAAGCAGGAAAAUGCUGCAGCUGCUGGAGAAGCUGUGGGCUCUGGCAGCUCUGAGAAUCCAGAGGCUCUGCAGGACACCAGCGUGGAGCAGCACAAGGGAGAUGCAUCCAUGGAGUCAAUGGGCAGCCCCUGUGUGUCUGAGCAGGAUGGGAGAGCAGCAGAGGAGAGCAGAGAGGAGAAGCAAAGCAGCACAGGGGACUGUGCACCUGCAGCAAAUGUUGCAGGUGCUGAGCCCUCCUCUCUGCAAAGUGAGUGCCAGAACAAGAGAAGCAAAAGGGUGAAGAAGAUCAAGAGCUGUGAUUGCUGCUUUAAAAAGCCAAAGCAGCAGGUGACUGAAUCAAAGGUGACUGAGUCAAAAAAAGAGAAAGAUUCUGAGCUGGAGGAGCCUGAGAGCACCCCAGUUCAGAGCCCUGGGACUGUUUCUGGUCACUCAGAUUUGGAGGAGAGCUUGGCCCUGGCUCCAUGUGGGAUGAGCACUCCAUUGCACCCUCCUGAGGAACCCAACACCUUCAGCUUGGAAAGGCAGGAAAUGGAUGUGGAAAACCUGCAGGGAAGCAGUGUGGGGCUGGAGGAGGAGAAUCCAGAGGGUUCAGCAGCUGAAACCACUGAGUCCAUGGAGGAAAUAAAGGAACCUGCUGAGCAGAAGGAGCAAACAGAGCAGGUUCUGUCUGAGAGUGUUCCUGGGGAGCCCAGGGAGAGCUGCCUGGACUCAGGGGACCAAGAGGAAAAACCAACAGCUGCAGAAAAGGAGGAAAUCAAUGAAAACGGACAACUGGAGGAGGUGCCUGAGGAGCUGAGUGUUGACAGCAAAUCUGAGGAAAAAGAGAUGCAGGAGCUAGAAGGAAAUCGGGAGGAAAAAGGAGAAGCUGAGAACUCUGCUGGAGAAGCUUGUGUUGUUGCAGAUCAAGAGAUGAAGGAUGAAUUGGUGGAAGCUGAAAUAAAAGUGCCUGAAAGCGUGGCCGUGGCAGAUGUGGGUGUGGAUUCCCCUCUGAAGGUGGACGGGGAUCCCUCGGUGCAGGUGGCUGAAAGCCCCACCAGCCUCCAGGCCCGCUGCACCUGGUCCCCCUCAGCCUCCCCAUCCACCAGCAUCCUCAAGAGAGGGGUCAAGAGGAGCCAGGAGGACGAUUCCCUGUCACCUGCCAAUAAGAUCCGCCGAGUGUCUUUUGCAAAUCCCAUUUUUCAGGAGGGCCUGGCAGACGACAUCGACAGGAGGAGUCCUGUCAUCAGAUCCCAUUCCUCACCCUCCUCCAGGAGCCUUAAAAUCCUCUCUAACAUGCAGCACAUUACCACUCCAACCAAAGGAUUUCUGUCCCCAGGAUCUCGUACCCUUAAAUUUAAGAGCUCAAAGAAGUGUUUAAUCACAGAAAUGGCCAAGGAAUCUCUGCCGUGCCUUUCGGAGUUCGUGUACCCUGCCUUGGCUGGCUGCAAAGCCCCUGUGGAUGUAAUUUUACCUCAGAUCACAUCCAACAUCUGUGCCAGGGGCCUGGGGCAGCUCAUCCGAGCCAAGAACAUCAAAACCGUGGGAGACCUGAGCACUCUGACACCUCUGGAGAUCAAAACCCUCCCCAUCCGCUCCCCCAAAGUCUCCAAUGUCAAAAGAGCUCUGAAAGGAUACCAUGAGCAACAGGUAAAAUCUCGAGUGUUGGAGGAAAGCACAGUGCUUGAAGAGGCUGAGAAGCCUGGAAAUGACGUGGAGGAGAAAUCUCUGAGUGGAGAUGAGGAAAAACUUGCAGCAGAUCUGGAGGCUGGCAGCAGCAGCAGCAGCAGCAGCAGCAGCAGCGAGCAGCCCCCUGUGGAUCUGCUGGGGCAGAUCCAGGCCCUGGCAGCCCAGCUGAGCUCGGAGGAGCUGCAGGGCUACUCUGGCAGGCAGCUGUGCGAGAUGCAGGAGCAGCUGCUGGCCAUGGCCUCGUGCGUCCUGAGGAGCCUGCAGGCGCGCUGGCCCUGCCCGCCCCAGCAGGGCCCCGAGUAGCUCCUCCUCAUCCUCAUCCUCAGCAGGAGGAGCUCGGUGUGACAUCCCCCUGCUUUCCUCUCUGCUCACUUACUCCUUCAGUCUGCACUUGGGGCUGUAUUUUAUUAACAUCUUCAUGAAUUUGUUCUCUUUUUUUUUUUUUCUUUUUCCCUUUUUAUUUUUCCCUCUUUUUUUCCCUUUCU
Molecule: messenger RNA, 7374 nt
Organism: Taeniopygia guttata (zebra finch)
Lineage: Eukaryota; Metazoa; Chordata; Aves; Passeriformes; Estrildidae
Gene: RIF1
Product: replication timing regulatory factor 1
Biological process (GO): telomere maintenance
Cellular component (GO): nucleus; chromosome, telomeric repeat region
Source: RefSeq, a predicted model, not a curated record